This is a messenger RNA of Panicum virgatum (switchgrass), 1154 nucleotides long. Its product is annotated as NDR1/HIN1-like protein 6. The transcript has a single exon. The coding region runs from base 152 to 892 and encodes 246 amino acids. NCBI's taxonomy places the organism in Eukaryota, Viridiplantae, Streptophyta, Magnoliopsida, Poales, Poaceae. The record is from RefSeq and is a predicted model, not a curated record. Gene Ontology annotation, cellular component: plasma membrane.
GGUGUACAUAUAAACACGACCGGGCACUGAGACAAUAGCUUCUCCCCUCACCAAACCUCAAGUCUUGCCGGUUGCCGCCGCUGCAGUUUCGUACAGGCAGCUUACACACCGGCCGGCCGGAGGCGUGCAAAUCAGGAUCGGAGCUUGGAGGAUGGGAGACUACCACAGGAUCCACCCGGUGACGGUGGGCUCGCCGCCGCCGCCGUCCGCGCCGCCGGAGCAUGCCAGGGGCAAGAAACCCAGCCACGACCAGCUGCAGCUGCCGGUCACGGCGCCGCUGCCCCCGCCGCCGCGUCGCAGCAGGCGGCGCCACAGCCGCCGCUGCCGGUGCGUGUGCUGGACCCUGCUCGCCGUCGUCAUCCUCGCCGUCGCGCUCGCCGCCACGGCGGGCAUCCUCUACCUCGUGUUCCGGCCCAAGAUCCCCAGCUUCCGCGUGGACCGGCUCACCGUCACCCGGUUCGACGUCAACGCCACGACGAUGACGGUGACCGACGCGUUCGACGUCGACGUGACCGCCACCAACCCCAACAAGCGCAUCGGCAUCUACUACGACGGGGGCGACGUCGCGGCCUUCUUCAACGGCACGCAGCUGUGCCGCGGCGACUUCCCCACGCUGUACCAGGGGCACCGGACCACCGUGCAGCCGCGCAUCACGCUCACCGGAGAGACGCGGCUGGACAGCGCCGUCGCUGCGCAGCUGCUGCGGCAACGGCAAGACGGGUUUGUGCCAUUGACGGUGCGCGCCCGUGUUCCGAUCCGCAUAAAGUUUGGGGCCAUUAAGCUAUGGAAGAUGACAGGGAAGGCUGAUUGCAACUUUGUGGUCGAUAAUCUCCAGGCAGGCACUCAGCUUCGAAUCCGAUCCAACAGUUGCAGUUUUAAGCUUAAGAUCUAGGCAUCUUUUGCUCAUCAUUAUAUUACUUCAUUUUUUUUCCACGCGCCGUGUACAGUGCAUUAGCUAUCAAUAAGAAAGAUUAUAUAUAUCUCCGAUACAUUUAUUUGAAUCCAUUCAGCCUCAGCUGGUGGUAGAGAUGUACAAUUCCUCUCCAUUCUUUUCGGCUUGUGUAGUCCUCAUUCAUUUGAGUGUAAUAAUUAUUAUACCAGCCAUGCAUGAAAUUAUUUUUAUAUAUGUUAAUAAAGGAUUUUGUUAUCUAUAA